Molecule: messenger RNA, 413 nt
Organism: Anopheles maculipalpis
Lineage: Eukaryota; Metazoa; Arthropoda; Insecta; Diptera; Culicidae
Gene: bcn92
Product: LYR motif-containing protein 4
Exons: 3
Coding region: 101-364 (87 amino acids)
Biological process (GO): iron-sulfur cluster assembly
Cellular component (GO): L-cysteine desulfurase complex; mitochondrion
Source: RefSeq, a predicted model, not a curated record
UGCGUCAAAGAAACCGCAUAUUAUAUCAACACAAACAUUCGCCUGCGAGCAAGGAGGUGCUCUCGAUUUCAUUCCAUUUCUGAUAACAAAUUAGCCGUGUAUGGCCGGAACGGGACACAGGAUGAAGGUACUAUCGCUCUACAAACAGCUGCUCCGUGCGUCACAAAAGUUUGAUUCGUACAACUAUCGUAUGUACGCACUGCGGCGGAUCCGUGAUGCAUUUAGAGAAAACAAAGCAUUAACCGAUAGUGCCACCAUCGCUAGUGAGCUAACGUACGCACAGAAAAAUCUCGACAUCAUCAAACGACAGACCGUAAUUGGACAAUUGUAUGGAGCACCGGAUAAGCUAGUGAUAGAGAAGUAAACUCCAUCAUCAUUUACUAAGUUCGUACCGGAACGCUCUAGUGCCAGCG